Molecule: messenger RNA, 1572 nt
Organism: Arctia plantaginis
Lineage: Eukaryota; Metazoa; Arthropoda; Insecta; Lepidoptera; Erebidae
Source: the annotation of a GenBank genome assembly
AUGUGGCAGCAAAACAGUCAGUUUUAUAUCUUCAAUGACACGAAGGUCUGUCCCCCGAUACAGGCGUCGCUCCAAAAUAUGUUUGAAGAUAAAAUGGGAAUGACAGUGACGUCAGGAAGUGUGUCGCUCAGCAAGGAUGAGAAGAAUCUUAUAGGAAUUAGUAUAGGAGGAGGGGCUCCUUUGUGUCCAUGCUUGUAUAUAGUGCAGAUCUUCGACAAUACCCCAGCAUCAAAAGAUGGUACAUUACAAAGUGGUGAUGAGUUAGUUGGAGUCAAUGGACAAACAGUUAAGGGGAAGACCAAAGUGGAAGUCGCCAAGAUGAUACAAUCUGCUAAGGAUGAAGUGACAAUAAACUACAACAAGCUCCAUGCAGACCCCAAACAGGGUAAGUCUCUGGACAUAAUCAUGAAGAAGAUGAAGCACCGCCUGGUCGAGAACAUGUCUUCAGGAGCUGCUGAUGCUUUAGGCUUGUCCCGAGCUAUUCUGUGCAAUGACACCCUGGUGGCGAAGCUGAACGAGCUAAGGGAAACUGAGGGCACUUACAAGAGGCUGGUUGAGAAUGCUAAGAGGAUGCUAAAGGCAUACUUUGAUCUCUUACAAACAUACAAAGCAGUUGGUGAUAUUUUUGCUGGGAUUGGAGUGCGGGAACCCCAAGCUAGAGCUUCGGAAGCCUUCACCAAGUUCGGACAGUACCAUAGACUGUUGGAACGAGAUGGGAUUAAAAUGCUGAAGGCUCUGAAACCUAUUUUGUCGGAUAUGGGCACAUACUUGAACAAAGCUAUUCCCGAUACGAAGCUCACUAUUCGUAAAUACGCGGAUACCAAGUUUGAGUACUUGUCUUAUUGCCUGAAAGUGAAAGAGAUGGACGAUGAAGAGUACGGAUACAACGCUUUACAAGAGCCUUUGUACAGAGUGGAGACCGGAAAUUACGAGUACAGGCUGAUCCUGCGCUGCCGCCAGGACGCGCGCGGGCGGUUCGCGCGCCUGCGCUCGGACGUGCUGGUGAAGCUGGAGCUGCUCGACAACAAGCGCACGCAGGACGUCGCCUACCAGCUGCGCCGCUUCGUGCGGGGCCUCGCGCUCUACCACAAUGAGACGGUGGAAUACCUGACAGAAAACGCCACUCUGUUCCCAGUUGAAGUGGACCUCUCACAGAACGCGUUCCAGUACAAGUCUACACAAAUUAUUCAGGACAACGAAGAAGAAGAAAUAGAAUUUGGCAAAGAGAUCCACGAAUAUCACGAUAUAUCUGACAUUGACAACAAGGAGCCGAAACCGGUCAAUCGCCGACAAAAUAAAGACAACGACGACACGGACUCCUCACAACAACUCCUGCCAGACUUUGACAACGCCGAUAAGUUUGACAACGUGGCUUUUGACAACACUGAAAAGUCUGACAAUGUGGAUAAUUUGACUUUGCUCACAGAACUUGGGCUGGCUGACACCAAUGUUCAAGAUGAUUUUGGAGAUUUCCAGAAUGGGUUGUUGGAUGAGUUCCUGCCGAGGGGCAGCGCCGUAGAUAAAACUGAUAUUUUUGAUAAGUUAUUGAGUGAUUUAAGUGUUGGUGAAUAA